AAUAUGUCACGUGACAUUUUCAUAUCAUUUCCAGAUAAUUAUAUUCAAACAACAAUCCAGUGUUAUUCAACUUGGGAGUCAUUGUCAAGUCAUUUUAAUCUGUUAAAAUGAAAUUUAACGAAGAUUCCCUUUAUGCGUUGAGUAAAAAAAAACCCAACAAGGAAGGCCGUUUAGGAUAUAAAAAACCAGGACGAGAGAAUUAUAAAGACAGAAUAUGCAAAUUGUAUGCAAAUAUGCUCUUCUACUACGAAAUAAAUUCAUUGGGACAUGUAGUAAAGCACGAGCCUCGAGGUGUCAUUGUACUGGAACGUUGCUUAAUUUCAAUAGAUCCAAUGGCCGAUCAAUGUUUUGUUUUUACAAUAGCUUUUGAAGGUGGAAGUACGCAUUCUUUCAGUGGGAAAAGUCUCAAGACAUGCGAAGAAUGGGUUGAUGUAUUAAAUAAAGCAAGCUUUGAAAGUAUUAAAUCGGAAGUUGAACAACUUAGGUCAGAAAUUAUUAAGAAAACUGGAAAGGAUCCAUUACAAGAUCAAGCUGCAAAAUUCGUUCCAAAAGAGAAGAAAGAUGUAACAGUUCAGUCAAAACCUAAAGUUACUAAAUGGCUGUCAAACAAAGCAAGCAUUGUGAAGACGUUAACUGAAGUUGCUUGUUCAGCUGUUACAAAUAAUCAUAACCUACCAGACCCGAGAACUAAUACUAAACGACCCGCUUCAUCAUCUAAUGUUCAAAAAGCGAAACCUCCUACUGCUGCGUCGGCAGGUGCAGCAGUACGACAACCACCACCACCGCCACCUAAACCAUUUGAACCUGCCCAGUCAUUCUCUCUACAACCGCAUCAAAGUGUUCGACCUCCAAAACCAGAACAAAUCUUCGAGGUUACACCUACUGCUGGCCUCAAAAUCGAACCGGCUAAAAAUACCAAUCACUGGAUGACUUUUGACGAUUCUCCAAAAGCUCAACCAGCUACAACUAACCAAAAUGCAGUUGGAAAUGCGUCUCAAAAUUUAGAUUUAUUGAAAGAUUUGGGUUUACCAUCAGAGCCGUCUAGACCCCCUCAAAAUACAACUGUACCGAAGGAUUUAGAAUGGCUCAUAUCGGGAAAAGAAAAGCCGAAGCCCGAUAAUAAAAAUGCGCAAGAUGAUCUUAUUAGCUGGUAG
Molecule: messenger RNA, 1154 nt
Organism: Dimorphilus gyrociliatus
Lineage: Eukaryota; Metazoa; Annelida; Polychaeta; Dinophilidae
Source: the annotation of a GenBank genome assembly